AGAUCAAGAUUGUCCGGCAAAGGCUGGGUGUUUUUAGUGCUGUUUCCUUCCCUGGACAAGUGGAAGCCCCCGGCAGCACGUAGAGAUAUGGAGCGCUGGAAAGGUCGAGUUGCCUUGGUAACAGGAGCGUCUAUGGGUAUAGGAGCAGCCAUUGCAGGAGAUCUUGUGAAGAAUGGUAUGGUGGUGGUGGGGUGUGCCAGGCACGUAGAAGAUAUACAGGUGAAUUUACUGGCUGCCACCACGGUUGCACAUCUCUCCAUUAAGUCUAUGAAGGAACGCAAUGUGAAUGACGGACAUAUUAUUAACAUUAGCAGCUCAAUGGGCCAUGCUGUACUGGAAUAUGGCAACUUGCACACUUAUUCAGCAACCAAGCACGCACUGAACGCCAUCACAGAGGGUCUGCGUCACGAGCUGAGAAAAGAGAACUCCACGAUUAGAACAACGGUCAUAUGCCCGAGUUUGGUGCAGACUGGUUCCACAGAAGAUUUCCUCCUGGAGGAGGCAUUGCAAGUUCCAGAAAAGGCCCUGCAGCCCUUGGACGUUUCCGCGGCGGUGAUGUAUGCGCUCUCUGCCCCGCCUUGUGUUAACGUCCGUCAUAUUUGUAUUGCUGCGGUUCUGGAUGGCUACUUUUGAAGUGGAUUCGGCUCAGUACUCCACAUCUAUAAAUCAGGAUAACUAAAACAGCACAUUUAAUACAUAAACGUCCAUGUGUAAUAACCAGUAGGGAAAUUAAUAAAA
Messenger RNA from Lingula anatina, 738 nucleotides. RefSeq names its product dehydrogenase/reductase SDR family member 11. The record is from RefSeq and is a predicted model, not a curated record. Lineage: Eukaryota; Metazoa; Brachiopoda; Lingulata; Lingulida; Lingulidae.